Peniophora sp. CBMAI 1063 is the source of this 876-nucleotide messenger RNA. NCBI's taxonomy places the organism in Eukaryota, Fungi, Basidiomycota, Agaricomycetes, Russulales, Peniophoraceae. The record is from the annotation of a GenBank genome assembly.
AUGAGUCUACAGAGCAACGAGCAGCUUCUCCAUGACCGCGUCAACCUCACGCGUCUAGUUCGCAGACUAGACAAAGCAAUCGCUGUCCCUGACUGGGAGAAAGACGAAGUGCUCGACGCUAAGAUUAAGACCCAGGGUAUGUUGCAGAAGGUCAAGUUCGCGCGAAAGUUGCUGGUUAACGUGGAGGUAUAUGAUGAUAUGGAUGAGAGCAGCAAGUACCGCGCCCAACAUGCCGAGCUACGUAAAGCGCUAGAGCGCAUCGAACAGAUUGUGGUAGCUGCCGAUCAGCGAGCAACCAAACCUCUAUCACGCCCCCCACCCAUACUUCCGACUAUCCCGUUACCGCCACCUGCUGCGCGCGGCCUGGAACCUUUACCAGUACCCGCCGAGGCCACAUCGCUUCCAUCAGAAGUCGACCUUCUAUUGGGCGCGACUUCAGACUCUAUUUCCUCGCCGGCUCCGGCUGAUGUGGUACCAGAACCCGAGCCCACACUGGACCCUGUAUCGCCCACAUUCCUUCCCUCUCGGCCCAAACCUGCACCGCCAACCUCAGAGUCUAUCUCCGAGAAGCCCGCCCUUCUCCAAAGCUCCGCCGUAGUGCAAGAAGAGCUCACAUCCGAGCUGGCACGCAUGGCCGCACAGCUCAAAGCUAACGCGACAUACUUUUCCGGUGCCCUGGAGCGGGAUAAGAUCGCAUUGGAGGGCGCAGAGGAGAAGAUUGGGAGCAACUUGGAUGUGAUGACGAAGGAGAGAGUAAGGUUGAGGGAUCAUCGGGGGAAGAGUAUGGGAACGACUUGUCUGACGAUCACGAGUAUCGUCGUCGUAUUGGUCUCAUUUGUGGUCAUGUUCUUCAUCAUACGGUUUACGCGGAGAUGA